Solenopsis invicta (red fire ant) is the source of this 6247-nucleotide messenger RNA. Its product is annotated as retinal-specific phospholipid-transporting ATPase ABCA4. The record is from RefSeq and is a predicted model, not a curated record. Gene Ontology annotation, cellular component: intracellular membrane-bounded organelle; membrane. Lineage: Eukaryota; Metazoa; Arthropoda; Insecta; Hymenoptera; Formicidae. Gene Ontology annotation, molecular function: ATP hydrolysis activity; ABC-type transporter activity; lipid carrier activity. Bases 1089 to 6131 code for a protein of 1680 amino acids. The transcript has 26 exons. Gene Ontology annotation, biological process: lipid transport; transmembrane transport.
AAAAUGGAUCUUGGAGCGUCUCACCUAAAAUCGAAGCGUGUUCGCUCUCAGGCUUUUAUACAGUUAUAUACACUAUUGCGCAUGUGUCAGAAAUUCCGCAAUUUGAGAACACUGCUGCGCAUGCGUCAGAAAUCCGCAAUCUGGGUAUCAGGGGGGUGUGUUCUGUUCCACGCAUAAUGCGCGUGAUAUAUCACUUAUCCUUGUUUUUCACUGAAAAUUAAACAAGGAUGUAUCAUGCGCAUCGUGUGUGAAAUGGAAUACAUCACUGGGAGAACACCAGAAUACUGUUCCACAAUAUGACGUCGAGUGUUGUCGCGUUUGUAGAACAUUAUUGAUGUUAUGUGUAUUACGACGCAUUGUACUUUUACGCAGUGGUAACGAUUUGUUAUCAGCUUUAAUAGUGUGAUAAGCUAAAGCUUUAUAAAGAAGAUAACAGUUUUGCUAUUGAAUGUAUUACUGAGAAGUUGUUUAAAUGUAACAGCUGUUAGUACAAUGAAACAGAAUAGUUCAAUACUUUUUUUGCGAUGGGUUUUGGAACUUUAAGCCUUGUUCAUCGAAUGGUAAAUAUAAUUGUUUGGAUUCACAGGUGAGAACCAAUUAUGUUUAAUCGUUUGAUGAGGAGGCUACAUUUCUAAACCCAUCGAAAAAAGUAUUAGAACUUAUUCUGUCCAUUACUGUACAUACAAUUGCCGAAUUAUUAUCACAAAUCUAAUAACUUCAUUCUUUUGUUUGCAUGUUGAACGAUAAAGAUGUGGAAAUAAACAAGCAUUUGCCCAUUUUGAUGUGCUAUAUAUAUAAAUUGCAGAUCCGCUCUUUUGCAUCACGUUUGGCAGCCUGCCAUUUGAUGAAAUUUGGUAUGACAUCAGUAUUAGAGACGGGACAUAAUAAUAAGCGGUAAGGAAAGAAUAAAUGGCCUCGUGCUUUUCCCAUACAUCGCAAAUUACUUUGAAUUAUAUUGGAGAUUGCUACAUUUUGACCAAGUCUGUAUAGCUUUAUUUAUGUGAUAAAUAUUUAAAUACAAACUUGCUAAUAAAUUGUUGAAACUAUAUUUUAUUGAAUUAAGAUAAAAAUAGUAAAAUAAAAUCAAAAUGGCCAGUAGGUGGAAAAUUUUUCGCUUGUUGAUAUAUAAGAAUUUGAUAGUGCGCAAAAGGCACUGGAAAAUGAUGAUAUUCUUACAAGCUUUAGUACCCCUUGGAAUAUUUGCGUUAAUACAAGCUACCAGAGAGUUAGCCGAGGUUCAGCCGCCAGUUAUGGUGAGCAAGAACACGUACUAUUCUAAAUAUACUCAGGAUGAGUUAAUACAGGAAAGUAAUUAUGAUCUAAACAAAGUGUAUUAUACACCAAAAAACGUGUAUACACAAAAAAUCAUGAAGUCUGUUGAAAGUUGUCUUGAGCUUUCACGUGAUAAUAUAACAGGUUUUGCUAAUGAGACUGAAAUGAUAGAUACUUAUAUAUCUUCUCAGCCAGAAAAUUCUACAAUUUUUCGACUAAAAACUUCAAAAACAGUAGCAGUUGUUUUUGAGCAGUAUAAUGUACCUGCUAUAAAAUAUAAAAUAUUACAUUCAUGGUCUAUUUCAAAUGAUUUAUACAAACUUGUAGCUGACGGCGAACCUAAGAGUUUGUCAUUUAGUUUAUAUUUUGAAAUGGUUCCAUUUCAGAUAUGCUUGGAUAAAGCACUCAUAAAACAAGAAGCACCAGAUUUUAAUAUAAAGAUGUCAAUACAAAGAAUGCCUCACCCACCAUAUGUCAAAUUAGAUUCUAGAGAUGUACAAUUUCGCGAACUAAUUUGUUCGAUGGUACCUGCAGUUUUUUUGAUUCCACUUUGCAUAGAAACCAUUUAUGCAUCGAAGGAGAAAUUUAUUGGCAUAACUGUUUUAAUGGCAAUGAAUGGAGUCAAAUUGGCUUGCAAUUUAUUUAGUUGGUUAAUUACAGGGCUACUAGUUAGCACUAUUUAUAUAAUACCAAUAAUCAUAUUAUUUAAAAAUACUUUUUCGAAAAAUGUCGAGGCCUUAUUAAAAUAUAGUGAUGGGUUUAUAUUUUGGCUCUUAUUCACGACGCAUGUUGCUCAUCUUAUAACAUUUGGCAUGCACAUUGCAGCGUAUUUCUCAAAACCGCGAUUUGUGACGAUUGCAUUAAUUAUAAUUUAUGUGGCAGCCAAUGAAUUUUAUGAAUAUGUGCUGGUGGAAAAAGAUUUUGAUCUUACACUAUAUUUUGGUAUAAUAUUUCCAAAUAUUAUGCUCAGUAGACUUUUGCAAGAAACAAAUGCAUACGAAAGUAAACUGAUUGGUAUUCAAUGGGGUAAUUUAUUUGUUUCUGGGAAAACGGAAUAUGGUAUUAAAGGAAGCACAGGUUUUAUAUUUCUCCUUUCAAUUUUGGGUGCUAUGAUACAUUUUACAUUUGCGGUAUAUACAAAUGCUUUACUUCCCGGUAAAUAUGGAGUCCGAAAGGAUCCAUUAUAUUUUUUGAAGUGUUUUAAGAGCAAUAAAGUAUCUCUUGAUGAUGAAGCUGGUGAAUUUGAUUAUGACAAGGCUAACGAAGAUUUUGAGUCAGUAAUAGGCGGGACACUUACACCCGGAAUACAAAUACGUGAUCUUAAAAAGUCUUAUACAACAAGCUGGUUAAGAAAUUCUAAAGUUCAUGCCUUGCAAGGAGUAUCCGUGGAUUUUUACAAAGGACAAAUUACUGCUUUGCUUGGACACAAUGGAGCAGGCAAAACUACGCUUAUGUCGAUAUUAACAGGUGUGGUAAGCGAAACACAAGGAAAAGUUUUUAUAAACGGCAAAAAUAUAAGGAAGCACUUAAAUAGUAUUAGGGAUGAUUUAGGGCUAUGCCCUCAGGAAAAUAUGGUUUUUCCAGAUUUGAAUGUAUUUGAACAAAUAGAAUUCUUUGGAUUGUUGAAAGCUAAAAAUGAAACUAGAAACGAAAUCAAAGAAAAUGUUAAUGCCUUGCUUUCUAAAUUGAAGCUUUCCGAAAAGAAAGAUUUCUUACCUAGCAAACUUUCUGGUGGUCAACAAAGAAGAUUAUGUCUCGGGAUGGCACUUAUUGGCGAUGCUAAUAUCAUAAUUUUGGAUGAGCCAACAUCGGGACUGGAUCCUGAAAUCAGAAGAGAUAUAUGGGAUAUUAUAUUAAAACUUAGAGGAAAGAAGACAAUACUAAUUACUACACAUAGCAUGGAAGAGGCUGAUAUACUUGGUGAUAGAAUCGCGAUAAUGCAUGCAGGUCGUCUUAGAAGUUAUGGCACUGCAAUGUUUUUGAAGAAACAGUAUGGUCACGGUCAUAUCGAAGUUACGUUAUCAACGGAAUCUUCGUGUAUUCCUGAAAAAGUCAUAAGCAAAUUUGAAUCAAAAAUACAACAACUUAGUGUUGAUAAUGAAAAGAUUGUAUUAAAUAUUCCAUAUACUGAUUCUUUACCACAAUCAUUGGACAAAGUAGAAAGCGAAAAGAAGAAAUUAGGAGUUACUGGAAUAAGCGUAUCAUUGAUUACUUUGGAACAAGUCUAUUUGAAGAUCGUGAAGAAGGAAGACAAUGGGACACACCUUAAUGAAUUAUUUACAGCACCAUUACAGAAAGUUACAGGCAGUGAGCUACGCAUACAAUCAAUAUUGGCAUUAUUUUGCAAAAAAUUCACAUAUACAAGAAAGAAUUUAACUAACUUACUGAUGAUUCUACUUUAUCCUUUGCUAGCGGUCCUUUUAAUAGCCUUAACCUGCAGUAUUUCACCAAGCAAUUCCACAAAUAUCCACAAAGUCCCAUUAAAGCUCGACAUGUACAGAUAUCCUAAAACUUUAUAUUCAUCGGACGAUAAACAAAUUGGUCAGAAAUAUAAAGAUAUCGCUCAGAGUUUCGGCGAAGUGAAACAUGUAACUCCGAAUAUAAGUGUCACAAGUGCUCUUCUAAAUUCUUCUACGGAGAACAUUAUGGAAUACUGGAAUAAUCUUAUCGUAUCCGCCGAAUUUAAUAGAACUGAAGACAACACGAUAUUGGCUAACGGUUUUUAUUCUGCCUCAGCAAUUCACAGUGUGCCUAUAACAGUGAAUCUCUUAAGUAAUGCGUUCAUCAAGGCUUUCGCUGGCGAUCAAUAUUCGAUUGCUGUGUCUAGGCAGAAAUUUCCUAUAACAUCUUCAAACAAUGAAAUGAUGCAAAGGGCGCUUGUAGUACCAUUUUUGUGGAAUUUCAUAUUCUGUAUGCUCUUCUUUUCUACUGUUGCACUUUUCGUGUCGCAUCCCUUGCAAGAAACAGUAACGAAAGUGAAGCAACUUCAACGCAUGACCGGUAUCACAUCGGUAUCAUACUGGAGUACAAUGCUCACUUUUGAUUUUUUGAUAUAUACGAUAUGUGUGUUACUAAUUACGUUAGCACUCUACAUUAUGGAUGUCAUUCUCGAUAUUCGCAUAUAUUAUGGAACAGAAAUAUUGUGCACGAUAUUGAUUCUGGAGUUGUUCGGUAUUAACGUUUUACUUUUUGUAUAUCUAUUCAGUUUUAUGAAUAAAUCAAGGAAUACUGUAACAACUAUUUUGAGUCUUGUACCUUUUGUCUUGGUUGUAAUACAAUUUAUUCUGCAUGGAAUAUUAAGCAAUAUUCCUUGGCUUAAAACACUACACAUUCUACAAAAGAGAAUCUUCCGUCUAUUUCCUUACGUAAGUUUGUUCCACGGUCAACUAUCUUUUCUCACCAUAGCAGAACAAAAUUCAAAUUGUCGUCAUUUAUCAUACAAACUUGACGCUGAAGCUUGUUUUGCAGCACCUAAUCCCUGCUGUGUCAUGGAUUGCAAGAAUGGAACGUGCAAAAAUCAAUUGUCUUACUUCCGAAAUUUUAUAGAGGAUAUAAAUUUUGAAGAGAGUAUAGUAUAUCUGGCAAUAACACCAAUUUUGUAUUUUGCUCUAUUAAUCGUAUUAGAAGAAAAGCUAUUUUCAAAAUUGUUUAUGAAAAUUGUUGGAACGAAACUAAGAGAAAAACAAGACAUAAUGGAUGAUCAAGUGAGGAAGGAAAAACUUAUUGUGGCGAUGGAAAUUAAUAAAAUUAACAAUCAAAGUGUAAAAUUUACGAAAGAAGAAUUGGAAACAAGUUCUUCAGAAGAUGCUAAUAUAGAACUAUUACAGAGUUCAUUAAGUGAUAGUAACAGUCUUUUCUUAGUGUACGAAUUAAGCAAAUACUAUGGAAAAGUAAUGGCUGUGAAAGAAAUCAGUUUUCGAGUAAAACCACGCGAAUGUUUCGGAUUGCUUGGCGUAAAUGGCGCCGGAAAGAGUACAACUUUCAGGAUGCUGACAGGCGAAGAAAUGUCUAAUAGUGGUAUAAUGUACUUAAAUCAAGCGGGAAUCCAUUCAGACAGAACAAAGUAUCUUUCUGAAAUGGGAUAUUGUCCACAAACUGAUGCUUUAAUAAGCUCCUUAAACACUUUUGAUCAUUUACGAUUGUUUGCUCGUCUUCGCGGUAUACCAAAAUCCAACGUAGAGUUGGAAGUGAAUAAAUGGAUCAAUAGAUUGAAUUUAACUGCUUGCAUGAAGCAACCAAGCAGUACUUAUAGCGGCGGUAAUAAAAGACGUUUAAACGUCGCGAUGGCUCUUAUCGGUAAUCCUACUCUCGUUCUCUUAGACGAGCCUACAGCCGGUGUCGAUCCCGCGGCUAGAAGAUCGCUUUGGAAAGUUUUGCAGUCGUGUCAAGCAGCAGGGCAAGCUAUUAUACUCACUUCUCACAGCAUGGAAGAGUGUGAAGCACUUUGUAAUAGACUAGUCAUUAUGGUGAAGGGUGAAUUAGUCUGCAUUGGUGCGAGUCAAGAGUUAAAGCAACGAUUUGGCGCGGGUUACGAUAUUCACAUAAAAUUAAAUACAGGUCGAACUGGCAAGGAUGUUGACGAUAUUAAGAAAAUCAUUGAAUCUAGUUUAACAUGCAAUAUUAGAGACGAAAAUCUGGGUCUUCUUGCUUAUCAUGUAACCGACUGUAAUACAACAUGGAAAAAAAUGUAUGAUACAAUGAGGAGUCUGAAGCUAAGAUAUAGCUGCAUUGAAGAUUACUCGGUUUUUUCUGCAACUUUGGAACAACUCUUUAUUCAGUUUGCAAGAGGAGCUGAAAAGAAGUCUCAAACUAGUCCUCAGUGGACUGGAAGUGUUAAUAGUCCUCAAGAAAUAGUAUGAAUUUAAUAUGUCUUAUUAGAUAUAAAAAUAUACUUAAUACACGUAAAGUAGAAUAGAUAUAGAAAUAUACUUAAUACAUGUAAAGUAGAAUAAAUAUUGAAUAGAUAAAAUUGAAA